AUGGGGAUAUCCCACCGAAGAGGUCCAAAAGGUAAAAACGAAUCAUUUCUGAUCGUCAGUUGCCACGCAGAAUCGCGCGAAUUGAUUAUCAAAGCCGGAAACGUGCAAGUCAAAUGGAUUGUCAAUGUGACCGCUUAUCCGGAAGCCGCCAUCACCUGGUUCAAUCCGGAUGGUGAAGAAAUAAAGAAUGAUCCAAAUGGCAAAUACGUGAUAACUAAUAAAAACCCGUUGACUACACUCGUAGUGCAAAACAUCAAGAUUGAGGAUUUCGGUGUAUAUCAAUUGAAAGCAUUUAACUUCCAUCGUACCGAUUACGUCAAUUUCAGCUUAACCGUUGAAGAUAAACCGUCGCUUGAACUAAGAAAUAACGUCGAAUUAUAUUCUCUUGGAAAAACGUAUCAGAUCGAAUGUGCUCUGACAGGAUAUCCUUUACCUAGAGUCACAUGGUCGACGAUGGACUGCAAUAAUUACCCCACUUGCGAAGGUUCUGCUUUUCGAAACAUUCCGAUAAGUCAGUUCAAAGAAACGAAUUUGAGCUUAAAACCGUAUAAAAUGAAGUCAAUUUUAAAUUUUUAUGCUGAUGGAAGUAAAAUUCUGCGAUGCGAAGCGGGAUAUUCCGAAGGAUUUGAGAAUGCGUCUUCAUUGUAUUUGGUCUCUGACAUCGAAAACGGAUUUGCAAUAAAUACCGAAGAAGAAGAGACCGUAGUCGGAGACGAUGUAGAAAUCUCGUGCGGAGCUUCCAAAUACAUAUAUCAUAGCAACGUUACAUGGUACAAAAAUGGAGUCGAUUUGGCUGCAAAACAUUUACCGGGAAUUAGAGCAAUAAAUUACACUACAAAAUUUUCGCAUGGUUCGAAGCUAUUUAUUCCAAAUGUGCAGAAAAAUCAUGGCGGUGAAUACAUUUGCCGAGCUACUCUUCUCAAUAAAACAGCAACUAUUCGCGACGUUGAAAAAUUCAUUCAUGUGGAUGUUAAAAACUUUUCCAUACCCAAUAUAAUUAGUACAAAUUUCGACAAAAAAGAUAUGCUGGUUCAUACUUAUGAAAAAGUGGAAAUGAAGAUUCAAGUCAAUGGCACUCCAGUCCCUUCUAUCUUAUGGUAUAAGGAUAACAAACUAAUACCAUUGGAUAAAAACGAGUCGUCGCGGAUUGUGUUGAAAGAUAGAAAUCAAACUCUAGUCAUAAAGUACGCAGCGCUUGAGGACGAAGGAGAAUAUUUGUGCGUAGCGAGCAAUAAAGGCGGAAAUGUUUCAGCAAAGGUGAUGCUGCGGUUGGCAGAUAAACCAGCUUCAGAAGACAAGCCAGCUGUAGAUAAACCAGCUGAGCAUGAGUAUACAAUCAUAGCUUCAAUAAUUUCCAUCUGCCUUCUUUUAACUGGAAUAAUAUUCUACGUAACGAUUCGGUUGCGCAAAGAAAAAAUGAAAUUACAAAAAAUUUUGGAAAAAUAUGGGUUGCAAGAAUGCAAAGGAAGCGAAGUUCUCACUAUAGACCCUGACUUGGACAUCGAACAACAAACUGUUCGCAUACCAUACAACAAAAAAUAUGAAUUUCCCAAAGAGAACUUGGAAUUUGGUAAAUAUAAUUGA
This is a messenger RNA of Planococcus citri (citrus mealybug), 1584 nucleotides long. Its product is annotated as vascular endothelial growth factor receptor 1-like. Bases 1 to 1584 code for a protein of 527 amino acids. The record is from RefSeq and is a predicted model, not a curated record. The transcript has 11 exons. NCBI's taxonomy places the organism in Eukaryota, Metazoa, Arthropoda, Insecta, Hemiptera, Pseudococcidae.